ACUUGUACGAUGACUUCGACUGGGUACAUGUCAGUGCUCAAGAGCCUCACUAUUUGCCGCCUGAGAUGCCUCAAGGAUCAUAUAUGAUAGUGAUUUCCUCAGACCACGACCCUGGAGAAAAGACUCGACUCCAGCUUCCAACAAUGAAGGAAAACGAUACUCACUGCAUCGACUUCAGCUACCUUCUGUACAGCAAGAAUGGAGCAAACCCGGGCACUUUGAACAUCUUGGUUAGGGUGAACAAAGGGCCGCUGGCUAAUCCCAUCUGGAACGUCACCAGCUCCACUGGCAAAGACUGGCUUCGAGCGGAGUUGGCUGUCAGCACUUUCUGGCCCAAUGAGUAUCAGGUAAUAUUUGAAGCUGAAGUCUCAGAUGGGAGAAAUGGCUACAUUGCCAUUGAUGACAUCCAGGUUCUGAGUUACCCUUGUGAUAAAUCUCCACAUUUCUUGAGGCUGGGGGAUGUAGAGGUCAAUGCAGGGCAGAAUGCUACAUUUCAAUGCAUUGCUACGGGGAGAGAUGCAGUGAAUAACAAGUUAUGGCUCCAGAGAAGAAAUGGGGAAGAUAUUCCGGUUGCUCAGACUAAAAAUAUCAAUCACAGAAGAUUUGCUGCUACCUUUAAGUUGCAAGAGGUGACAAAAACUGACCAGGAUUUAUACCGCUGUGUGACUCAGUCAGAGAGAGGUUCGGGAGUGUCAAAUUUUGCUCAACUUAUUGUUCGAGAGCCGCCUCGGCCAAUAGCACCCCCGCAGCUACUGGGCGUUGGGCCCACGUACUUGCUCAUUCAGCUGAAUGCCAACUCAAUCAUUGGGGACGGACCCAUUAUCCUGAAAGAAGUGGAGUACCGAAUGACGUCUGGGACCUGGACCGAAACCCAUGCCGUCAAUGCACCAACUUACAAGCUCUGGCACUUGGACCCCGACACCGAAUAUGAGAUUCGGGUGCUGCUCACCAGACCGGGCGAAGGUGGGACUGGACAGCCAGGACCACCGCUCAUCACCAGGACCAAAUGUGCAGAACCUAUGAGAACACCAAAAACAUUGAAGAUUGCCGAGAUCCAGGCCAGACACAUCGCUGUGGAUUGGGAAUCUCUGGGCUACAACAUCACUCGUUGCCACACAUUCAAUGUCACUAUAUGCUACCACUACUUCUGCGGACACAACGAGAGCAAGGCAGACUGCUUGGACAUGGACCCCAAAGCACCCCAGCACGUUGUGGAUCACCUAACGAAUGUCAGCCUCAAAAUGAUCUUAACCAACCCAGAAGGGAGGAAGGAGAGCGAGGAGACCAUUAUCCAGACAGACGAAGAUGUGCCAGGCCCUAUACCUGCCAAGUCGGUGAAAGGAACUCCUUUUGAAGAUAAGAUCUUCCUCAACUGGAAGGAACCUGUGGAUCCAAAUGGCAUCAUUACUCAGUAUGAGGUCAGCUAUAGCAGUAUACGGUCGUUUGAUCCUGCAGUUCCAGUCGCAGGACCUCCGCAAACCGUGUCAAAGCUGUGGAACAGCACACACCACGUCUUCUCACACUUGCAUCCCGGUACUACUUACCAGUUCUUUAUACGUGCAAGCACCGUGAAAGGGUUUGGACCGGCAACCACAAUCAAUGUAACAACCAACAUCUCAGCUCCCACUUUACCGGACUAUGAAGGAGUCGAUGCAUCUCUCAAUGAAACUGCUACUACAAUAACUGUACUCUUGAGACCGGCACAAGCCAAAGGUGCACCUAUCAGUGCCUACCAGAUCGUUGUUGAGGAGCUGCACCCGCACCGAACGAAGCGAGAAACGGGUGCCAUGGAGUGCUACCAAAUCCCCGUCACCUAUCAGACGGCUCUUAGUGGAGGCUCGCCGUAUUACUUUGCUGCUGAGCUGCCCCCAGGAAACCUGCCGGAGCCAGCCCCCUUUACCGUGGGUGACAACAGGACUUACCAGGGUUUCUGGAACCCGCCGCUGGCUCCUCGGAAAGGCUACAACAUCUAUUUCCAGGCCAUGAGUAGCGUUGAGAAGGAAACCAAAACUCAGUGUGUUCGAAUAGCUACAAAAGCAGCAGCAACAGAAGAACCCGAGGUGAUUCCAGAUCCGGCUAAACAAACAGAUCGAGUGGUGAAAAUAGCAGGAAUAAGUGCUGGCAUUCUGGUAUUCAUCCUGCUUCUCCUUGUUGUCAUAUUGAUCGUCAAAAAAAGCAAACUUGCGAAGAAGCGCAAGGAUGCCAUGGGGACCACCCGCCAGGAGAUGACACACAUGGUGAAUGCGAUGGAUAGGAGUUACGCUGACCAGAGCACCCUGCAUGCAGAGGAUCCCCUUUCAAUCACAUUUAUGGACUCUCAUAACUUCAGCCCCAGAUUGCCCAAUGAUCCACUUGUGCCGACAGCUGUGUUAGAUGAAAAUCACAGUGCGACAGCAGAGUCCAGCCGGCUCCUGGAUGUCCCUCGUUACCUCUGCGAAGGCACAGAAUCCCCGUACCAGACCGGGCAGCUGCACCCUGCCAUCAGGGUGGCUGAUCUGCUGCAGCAUAUUAACCUAAUGAAGACCUCUGACAGCUAUGGAUUUAAAGAGGAGUAUGAGCUGUCUCUACUGUAACAUAAGAAUUGGAAUAAAUAAAUGUG
Molecule: messenger RNA, 2599 nt
Organism: Pygoscelis adeliae (Adelie penguin)
Lineage: Eukaryota; Metazoa; Chordata; Aves; Sphenisciformes; Spheniscidae
Gene: PTPRK
Product: protein tyrosine phosphatase, receptor type, K
Cellular component (GO): membrane
Molecular function (GO): protein binding
Source: RefSeq, a predicted model, not a curated record